This is a messenger RNA of Hyalella azteca, 2397 nucleotides long. RefSeq lists its product as uncharacterized. The transcript is spliced from 7 exons. Gene Ontology annotation, molecular function: protein heterodimerization activity; protein homodimerization activity. The record is from RefSeq and is a predicted model, not a curated record. The coding region runs from base 149 to 1636 and encodes 495 amino acids. Lineage: Eukaryota; Metazoa; Arthropoda; Malacostraca; Amphipoda; Hyalellidae. Gene Ontology annotation, biological process: regulation of apoptotic process; extrinsic apoptotic signaling pathway in absence of ligand; intrinsic apoptotic signaling pathway in response to DNA damage. Gene Ontology annotation, cellular component: mitochondrial outer membrane.
ACCAUGCAUAAAAACGGAAUUUUUUUAGCCGGUAUUCUGGAAGCAUGAGACGUUAGCAGACGACGUGAAUGAGUCAUAAAAAAGUGAUUUAGUAACUUCAUUUUAAUUUCAUGGAUUUUUACGAAGUUACCAAUGACAUGAUAUCGCGAUGAACAGUUCCAGCACAGAGUUUAUUCAGGGGGCGAAGGGCAGUGAAGACGAGAACUCCAACUCCAUUUCGGCUGAUGACCAAAUUAAUUCAAUGGAGUUGGAGAACAAACCAGCACCGCGUUUUAAUGGCGCAGGGGAAGCAUUAAUUCAAGAAAUUCUUGCUAAUAAGUCCAGAAAUGGCACGGCCGAUAAAAAGCUUUCAUCAGACAAAGAAUAUUCCAACCCGCGUUCUCAUGUUUGUUGUUCCUGCGCGUGCGCCGAAGACAAUGACGAGGAAAACCAUGGAGGAGAUAAUGAGGACGACGAAGAAGCUUCAGAAAAACUCAUCAGCGAAUCUUUAUGCCCAUCAGGCAGUUGUUCCUCCACCCAUCCCGACUCAAGAACACGUAAAACAAACGGCCAUUUGUGGGUAGGGCAAAACUGUAAGCCAAACACAAACGACAUUACCAUCCCUGGACCGAAGUUUAGGUUACGAGUGUGUUCCAUCAAGUGUACUACUCAUUCUGCAUCAACCGAACUACCAGGCCUUCAAAAUGGCAUGCAGAGUAAUUGUCUACUGGACAGACCAAUAGUAAGCUUGGAAAAGACUCUAGGAUCUCUUGACAGUCACACUUGUUCUGCUGCUUCAAAUCUAAAUUCGUCGUCUGUUCACUUCCCAUCAAGAACAGUUGAUGAUCUAUACCUUCAGGUUCCUGGUAAAUCUAAGGGUCCAAGAUUACGGAAAAUAUCCAUACCUUUACUGAAACCUUCGUCGUCUUCUCUGGAGCUUCCAAACUCCGAUGAACGACCGUCUUCUCCAGUAAGACGGAAGCUGAGCAACGUGAGCGACGUGGUCACGCGCAAGAUCAGCAGCACUAUCGGCUGGCGUACCGGCAGGGGAGCUGAAGAAGUGGUGCCACAGGCCAAGUACCUCUGUUCACAGUACAUCAGGUGCCGCCUCAAGCGAGCAGGACUUCUACACAAGAAGAUUGGACUUCAGAGGAUUAGAUCUGUGGUCAACCUCCACUGGGGCUUGGAAGUUUGCGAGGUGUUCCCGCGCCUGCUGACCUUAGGUCACGAGCUGGAACGAUGCCAUCCUAACCUGUACUGCUCCAUCGUGCGCCAGAUCUCCGUCUCCCUCAAGUCAGAUAAGGUUGUGCGGCACGUGAUGCUGGCGCUCUCGUCGCACCUCCUGCGCACGGAUGUCACGUGGGCGCGGAUCAUAUCCCUCUACGCCCUCGCUGCCGCCCUGGCUGCGGACUGCGUCAGGCAAGGCCAUCCAGAAUUUGUGAGCAGCGUAGUUGAGGGCGUGGGGAUGGCAAUCGAGCGGCACUCGUGUCAGUGGAUAGCAAGUCAAGGAGGAUGGAGCGGAGUGUUGGUGUGGUCACAGCCGCCGGCGUUCGAGCUUACGCCGAUGCAGAUGCUCACAAUGGUCGGGGCGGCAGGAGUGGGCAUCGCUGCCCUCAUUGGUGGAGCCUUCAGCCUGCUCGACCACCUCAUGUCCUGAUGGGCGCGUACUUUCAAGGAAUAGAUCGCAUUGCACAGUAACACUUAUCGAACAGCACGAAAGUUACACUUGAACGAAUUUCGGGGUCGCUCAUCACAAAAAUUUGAUCGCGCUCAUGUGACAUAGACGGGGGAUACAUAUUCCGAUACAAGUUAUCUAAGAAAUUCAUAGCAUGACGCAAGAGGAGUGAUACCAUUUUAGUUUUCCGAUUCGGCGAGUUUUGAAAAGGCACACAUUUUUUGUCUGAUGUAAAAUCAUUCGUUAUACGUCAUAUUACGAGUGCAUCUACAGCGUUAUACGCAUGUUUGAUGUUCAGAAAGUAAUCAAUGAAACAGCUAUAAUUCCUAACGACAAUGUUAUAAAAACGGUAUUCUGUGGCUACCAUUUAUAUACAUGAAGUCCACAACCUUUCAUCAUCGUACGAUUCCAGGCUUUGAACAAGAGCAGCCGUCCUGAGAACUCCUAGAACUUUUUCCCGUUUUCUUGCAGAGCUAGAAGCCAAUCUAAUACAGGCGUUCUCACACGAGAUUGCAAAGUUAGGAGAAACAGUUCUAAGAAAAUAAUGAGUGAGGAGGAGUGAUUGCAAGAGGAGUGAUUUAUCCAGAACGUUAGAAAGUUUAUCCAUUCCAUGAAUAGAUCGAUAAAAUGUGCAUGAAUGUGUUAAAACAUGGUACAUUUAAGAUCUGAAGAUAAAGCUUUCAACCGAAGUCGCUGCAAAGGUUAUAUCUACAAUCAUCAAAAAUAUAUUUUUCAACAAAUUU